GAGUCUUUCUCGCUCUCGACUUCCUAUUGGGUCUACUGUCCAGACAGGAAACGAGAGAAAGAUGGCUCGGAGUAUUUCUUACAUAACUGGUUCGCAGCUUCUAGCCCUCAAACGUCGCCCUAAUAUUGCUAUUGUCGAUGUCCGGGACGAUGAGAGGAGUUACGAUGGACACAUAGCCGGGUCUCUGCACUAUGCGAGCGACACCUUUUCUGAUAAGAUCUCUAAUCUGGUUCAAGAGGUCAAAGGGAAGGACACCCUGGUCUUCCAUUGCGCCUUAAGUCAGGUUCGUGGUCCAACUUGUGCACGAAGGCUUGCAACCUAUCUCACAGGGGUGGAGAAUGAGGAAAUAAAGAACAUUCUUGUCUUGGAACGUGGCUUCAAUGGUUGGGAAGCUUCUGGUAGACCUGUUUGUCGUUGCACUAGCAUCCCCUGUAAGGGUGACAAUGCACAGUGAUUGUAGAAUACAUCCUGGAUGAGAAGGGAAGCACGUUCUCACUGCUGUAACAGAAAUGGAAGCAUAUUAUUACGAUGUAACAAUUUAAACGUUCAUAAUGGAUAUCAUGUUUAAACAGUAUUGUUUAUUUCUCAUGUGAUAGACAACAUGGUUUUUGCAGCCUGCUUGGCUGAUUGUAUGGGUUCCAUUUUUAAAUGAACUUUGGUAUAUUUGCUGUA
Molecule: messenger RNA, 672 nt
Organism: Vitis riparia (riverbank grape)
Lineage: Eukaryota; Viridiplantae; Streptophyta; Magnoliopsida; Vitales; Vitaceae
Product: dual specificity phosphatase Cdc25
Exons: 3
Coding region: 62-454 (130 amino acids)
Cellular component (GO): cytoplasm; nucleus
Molecular function (GO): protein tyrosine phosphatase activity
Source: RefSeq, a predicted model, not a curated record